This is a messenger RNA of Cantharellus anzutake, 725 nucleotides long. RefSeq lists its product as uncharacterized. NCBI's taxonomy places the organism in Eukaryota, Fungi, Basidiomycota, Agaricomycetes, Cantharellales, Hydnaceae. The transcript is spliced from 6 exons. The record is from RefSeq and is a predicted model, not a curated record. The coding region runs from base 204 to 488 and encodes 94 amino acids.
CUGAUCUCGUGAUUGCCUUCGCUAUGUCAUAUUUCCUCCAGAAGCGUCGCACAGGAUUUCGGCGGAUGGAUACAGUGUUACGGAAGUUAACAGCAUAUGCCAUCAGCACCGGCCUGCUGACUGGGUAUGAUUUUGUGUUGUCGUUACUGAACUAGGUUAAGCUUCCUCUGUUUCCCCAACUUAGCAUUCUGGCGCUGGCUACCAUGUUUUCUGUUGCGUUCCACAGCCCCCAAUUUAUCCCCAUGAUUUUCGUCUUUGUGCUCGGAGGCGUCUAUACUACAUCCCUCUUAGCAAAUUUACAUUCGCGCUCGAAACUCUUGAGCGACCCAGGAAAGAACGGGAUUUCAAUAGAGUUGUCCCACCUUCCUUGCAAGAUACCCAAUAAUACAAUUGCCGUCACUCAGCACGUAGAAGGGGACCAUUUGGACGAAGGCACACGUGAGGUCUUUGGUGUCGCCAGCCGAAAUUUAGGUGGGACGAUCGAGUAAUUUGAAUCCAAAUCUCGGUGUGUCAGCAAGUGCGGCGAGACCCUGUGUGCCCAGUAUCUUUAUUGAAAAAUUGGUAAUGUAAAGAUAGAACUAGUACAUGCAUGAGCUCGAUGGAGCAAUGUCCCAUCUAAUAGAUGAUGGGUCUCAGCGGGGAGUGACCUUGGUUGUUCGCAUACAGAAACGUAAUGCACCGGAAGCGGGAUGUGGGCGCAGAGCCAAAGUCCAGGCUGGGGGAAC